UAAAUAGUUAACCGAAUUCCGUUUUAUAUAACUACCGAAUAGCUGAGUUUAUUAUUAUUAUUAUUUACAGUAUUUAUAUAGCGCAUUAUAUAAUAUAAAAAAAAAUACUCUAAGCGCUUUACAUUAAAAUAACAAUAAACUACAAUUAAAAAUUGAACAUAUCUAAAACAGUGUAAAAAAAUAAUAUUCGUUUCAUUAAAAGAAUAUGAAUUCUAGCACUGGCUUAUACAAAAUCGUGAUUAAACUACAGAAAAUACAUACAAAAAGGUUUCAUAAAAAAGAAUAUUAAUACUGUCACUGGAAAUGGCUUACAUAAAAUCGUGAUAAGCAAGUCUGAAGAAGUAAGUUUUUAUAUUUUUCUUGAAAAGUUCGAAAGAAUUUUCGUUGCGGAUGUAACUUGGAAGGUUAUUCCAGAGUGUGGCGGUUGCUUUGUCAAACCUUCUGUCGCCAUACGUUUUGGUCUUAACUCUUGGUGUUUUCGGAUCGUAAAGACCUUGAUGGAUUGUAUGGACUGACCAGUUCUUCAAGGUAGACAGGUACAAGACCGUGGAGAGCUUUAAAUGUGUACAUUAACAGUUUGUACUGAACCCUGAAAUGUACUGGAAGCCAAUGGAGUUUCACUAAAACUGGUGUAAUGUGCUCAUUUUUCUUAGUUCUGGUAAUCAGCCGUGCUGCUGAAUUCUGCACACGCUGUAACUUUGACACAUGUCAGAAUUAACACCAUAGAAAAGGGCGUUUUCAUAGUCUAAACGCGAAGUCACUUGCGAACUGACCAAAGUCUUGCAGGCGUCUUCAGUAAUGAAUGGUCUUAUGCGUCCAAUGUAUCGGAUCUGAAAAAAGCAUGCCUUUGAUAUAGCAGUUGCCUGUUUUCGCAUGCUUAGUGUUCUGUCAAAAAAUACACCUAGGUUUUUAACAAACGAAACAUCAUGCACAACGGAUUUAUUGUUUACAAAAUACCCGCGUUUCCGAAAAAUGAAAACGAAACCUGACGGGUAUAUAUUUUUCUAGUCAUGAUGCAACACUUCUGCACGCCCGACAGUUGUUUUUCAGAAAAUCAGUUUUUCUCACGGUAAAACGCCAGGUGUUGGAGCACAUGUCACGCGCUAGAAGGUAUUUAAAGAACACGGAUUAUCCCCUGGUCAUCAUACACUGAAAUAUUCGGAGAAGAUGGACAUGAAAAGACAGAAGAGACAGGAAAGAUCAAAGUUGCCUGAAAAGAAGCGCCGUCGAUUGGAUUUGAAGCAGGAGAGAAUUACCCACAAAGGAGCCAACGAAGCAGCUGAAGGAGAUACACAUCAAUCAGAAGUUGGACUUUCUGACCAAGUCGACAUCCAUACUAUUCCUGAUGCAGUUCCCAAACCAGGAUUCACCAAAGUCGACCACCUGAACAAAGUUCAAGAGAAUAGGGUCAUUAUCGACCUAGAAACUACAGGAUUGAUUCAGCCUGGACUAAUGCCUCAUAUCACACAGAUUGCUGCACAAGUUAUGGAUUCUGAUGCCGAGUUUUCAUGUUAUGUUUCACCUAAAGUACCCAUCAAUGAAAAAGCUGAGCAGAUAACUGGUAUAUCCUGGGAUGGUGAACACAUGACUGUGCACGGAAAGCAAGUGGCAACUGUAUCGAUAACAGAAGCACUUUCAAAAAUUUUAAAAUUUUUGAAGAGCAUUAGCAAUGUUAUUUUAAUUGCACACAAUGGAAGCGUUUUUGACUUCCGUGUUCUAUCCUAUGCUAUAUGUAGAGUAGGAAUGAUGAAUGAAUUUUCAAAUCAUGUUUUAGCAUUUGUGGAUUCUUUGUCAUCAUUGCGUUCAAAAGUUCCAAACCUUCGUUCUUAUAAGCAAGAAUUUCUAGCAGAAUAUUUCUGUCAAGAAUCUUACAAUGCUCAUGAUGCAGUUCAUGAUGUCAAAAUGUUAGCCAAGAUUUUGUGUGCAAGUGGCAUGACAAAAGUAGAUUAUGUAAAACAUUCUUAUGCAUCAAAUUGUCAUUUUUUACAAGAAAAGUUCAAUCUUGCCAAGGCCAAAAAUAUUGGCACCCUACAUUGUCUUGUUGCCAGUGGUGUACUCGAAUUAGCUACUGCAGAAAAUAUCGCAGGCUCUGGCCUAAAUCUACAACAUUUGAAACUUGUUUGGCAGAGAGAUGGUGAAGAUGGUCUGAGAAAUAUUUUUACUGCAAAAAAUUGUAUUGAGAAACCACGUGUUACCAAAGAUAAAAAGUUGUUGGGAAAUAUUAUUCCAAAGCUUUGUUCAUUUUUUGAACAGUAAAUUUGCCAUGUUUUAUAAGCAUGUUUUGUGUUUGACACAUGUAAAGUUGAUACAUUAGCUAUUCGGUCUUUAGAUGUGAAAAGUAAACUUUAUAUGAUAAUGAGCAUUUCCUGAUGAUUCAAGGUCAGGUUGAGGUUAGUGACAUGUAUCAUUGUUUUAUCAAGAGUUCCCAUGCUUUCAUUGUUUGAAUGAUACAUUUUUCAUGUCUGUUAAUUUUUUUUUCAAAUUGGAAUUUUGCAUCAAAAUGUUUCAAUGUUAAGAUUUUGUAGGGAGGGUGUGUGUGUUCAACAUAGCAUAAUUAAAGUUUUCUAUGGUAAAUGUCUUUAUAAUUGUGGUAAACAAUUAUAUAGGGAUUGAACUUCAUUUGCAGUACAUUAUUUGUGACAAUUUUGCAUUUAUUUUUUUUAAACAGCGAUUUUGUACAUUUCACCUUUUUGCAUUUGAAUUUUUAUUUUUCUAUUUUUCAUGUUUUCUCAUAGUCAGACUGUCUUUUUGACGUUAGAAGUGUUUUAUAAUAAUCAAAAUUAUGCUAUAAUAAUAAAAGAAAACUUUAAAUGUC
Ostrea edulis (European flat oyster) is the source of this 2815-nucleotide messenger RNA. RefSeq names its product DNA polymerase III PolC-type-like. NCBI's taxonomy places the organism in Eukaryota, Metazoa, Mollusca, Bivalvia, Ostreida, Ostreidae. Bases 1168 to 2256 code for a protein of 362 amino acids. The transcript is spliced from 4 exons. The record is from RefSeq and is a predicted model, not a curated record. Gene Ontology annotation, cellular component: cytoplasm. Gene Ontology annotation, biological process: DNA catabolic process. Gene Ontology annotation, molecular function: nucleic acid binding; 3'-5'-DNA exonuclease activity.